GCCUGCGCAUCUGGAGAUGUUUGAAAGCAUACAAAGGAAUUGCUGGAGCAAGCAGAAGUGAAAAAAAAAAAAACCUCUCAAGAAGAAAGUGAAGAUGUGCUCAUAAAAAGAAAAGGAGAAAACGGAACAAAGACGUUUUACAACUUAAAUCUCUCUCUCCCUCCCUCGAGAUAUCUUGGACCGAGAAGGACUACAAGGAGAGAAGAGAAACUGCAGAAGAUGAAGGCAAAUGUUUCUUUCAGGGUUGUGGACUGCGUUUUCAAAAUCCUCCUGCUGCUGCUCUCCAUUUUAAAUCCAGCUUCUGCACCUCCACCUCCCACCUUCAGGCUCUCGGAAGAGGUAGAGGGCAGGGACCUCAUCCCAUCACCCAUCAUUAAGUUUCCUGGUGAUGCUUCCCCCAAAACAGACAAAGAACUGGCGUUCCAAUACCUCAACAAGUAUUAUGGAUGUCCCAAAGAUAAUUGCAACCUACUCGUCCUGAAGGACACUUUGAAGAACAUGCAGAAGUUCUUUGGGCUCCCUCAGACUGGAGAACUGGACCAAAACACUAUAGAAACCAUGAAAAAACCCAGAUGUGGCAACCCAGAUGUGGCCAAUUAUAAUUUCUUCCCCAGGAAACCAAAAUGGGAGAAAAACCUUAUCACAUACAGGUAG
Molecule: messenger RNA, 654 nt
Organism: Notechis scutatus (mainland tiger snake)
Lineage: Eukaryota; Metazoa; Chordata; Lepidosauria; Squamata; Elapidae
Source: RefSeq, a predicted model, not a curated record